CGAGGGACACUCGGCGUGCCGCGGCCGGAACGGAAGCGUCAGGGCGGCGGGUGCUCCUCGCCGAGCCGGAAGCGGAAGGGACGCGGCGACGAGGCCUCCCCCGCUCGCUAUGUCCGCCAACAACAUGUCGGACCCACGGAGGCCCAACAAAGUGCUGAGGUACAAGCCGCCGCCGAGCGAGUGCAACCCGGCCCUGGACGACCCGACGCCCGACUACAUGAACCUGCUGGGCAUGAUCUUCAGCAUGUGCGGCCUCAUGCUCAAGCUCAAGUGGUGCGCCUGGGUCGCUGUCUACUGCUCCUUCAUCAGCUUCGCCAACUCGCGCAGCUCCGAGGACACCAAGCAGAUGAUGAGCAGUUUCAUGCUCUCCAUCUCGGCCGUGGUGAUGUCAUACCUGCAGAAUCCUCAGCCCAUGACGCCCCCGUGGUGAUGGCGCCCUGGGGGGGGGUCGCAUCCUGGACCCCGUGUCUGUGUCCCCCACCCUCCUGGGCG
Messenger RNA from Ochotona princeps (American pika), 492 nucleotides. It is a transcript of the gene WDR83OS, whose product is annotated as WD repeat domain 83 opposite strand. Bases 110 to 430 code for a protein of 106 amino acids. The transcript is spliced from 4 exons. Lineage: Eukaryota; Metazoa; Chordata; Mammalia; Lagomorpha; Ochotonidae. The record is from RefSeq and is a predicted model, not a curated record. Gene Ontology annotation, biological process: protein insertion into ER membrane. Gene Ontology annotation, molecular function: protein folding chaperone. Gene Ontology annotation, cellular component: endoplasmic reticulum membrane.